This is a messenger RNA of Ostertagia ostertagi, 471 nucleotides long. The record is from the annotation of a GenBank genome assembly. NCBI's taxonomy places the organism in Eukaryota, Metazoa, Nematoda, Chromadorea, Rhabditida, Trichostrongylidae.
AUGAGUGACCAAGGCUACAAAUGGGUGGCAUUCUUCGAAGCUUUGAUCACCUAUGUCUGCCCGUUUGUCUGCACAAUUCUGGCCGAUCUUCUCGUGCUUUGUUGUCAUAAAAAUAGCACCAAAUUCACAGUACUGUCGAGCGACUUGGUCACAAAACAACGAGGCUCCUAUCACGAGCAUGUCGAGGGUUUGAAAAUCCAGUCCAGAGAAAGCAUCCGGUUAACGCAUUUACGGCGGCAACGUGCCAUUCGACGGUGCCUUUUCAUGGCCACUGUGCAGAUGAUUUUGAACACUCCUUACUAUACGCUACAACUAAUCGACGAGGUCUAUUCGUUACAAUCGACCCCGACUGGCCUGCAAACGUAUUUAUACAUGGAUGCGGUACUCUAUCUGCUGUAUCUCUGCCAAUUCCCACUUGUCGCGCUGUACAUUUCGGCUCUCUACUCCGAUAUGAAGUCAGGCGACAGGUAA